UCCUUCAGGAUUCAGUCAUCAUUUUCCAGGUUGCUGCCUAGUCAGUCGACUCUAGUAUGAAACAUUUCACAAUGGUCGUGUCCACCCAUUCAGCAGUACUGCAGCUCUGUUCCGCCGUCGUCCUAUUGUUGUGCUGCCGUCAAGCAUACAGUCAGGCCAAUACAAUGUUAGCAUUGGGGGCAGUUGGGAUAAACCAAUGGAAUUCACACACAGCUUACUUCCUUAGUGGGCAGAACACAUUUGAGCUUGGACGAACCUACUUACCCAGCUGCUUUGUUCGAGGGUAUCUCGGACCCUGUAAACUCACCAAUGUUAACACCAGCGCCGUUCUGGCUUAUCGUGAUAUACAAAUCGGAGAUCUUUCUACACCAUUCAUUAUCCAUUGGCCUCAUGAAUCGCACCCCACUCUGAAAGCAAGCCACACCGGAUUGUACGAGUGUACAAUGCCAAGCGCUAAAGCACCAGACACCUAUUAUCUUCAUGUUGUCGUUCUUCCAACGAUCACAUCGUUCGCUACCCCAUUGGAAGUCGACAGUAGGACAUUCUACACGGUGAAUUGCACAGGUCGUGGGUACCCGGAACCUACCGUCACACUUUUCGUCGAUGAUGUAGAAUUGACGGGCAAUGAUACUAGCAAUUGUACAGGAGGUGUGUGUACGACGACACGCUCUGCGGCGCUAGACGGUAGUGGCUACACACCUGGCGUGAACGUCAGCAUCAAAUGCUCCGUGGAUAUCAAUCAACCACCCUUUAAGUGCACGCCUACUGUGACCGUGGCACCGGCUUGUGCUAAUGCUGAGAAGAACCUGUCACAAACCAGGACUGUUCCUGUCAUUGGCACAUCCGCGUCGACUGCACUGCCCACAUCGAGUGCACUGCCCACGUCGAGUGCACUGCCCACAUCGAGUGAACUGCCCACGUCGAGUGCACUGCCCACAUCGAGUGCACUGCCCACGUCGACUGGACUGCCCACAUCGAGUGCACUGCCCACAUCAAGUGCACUGCCCACGUCGAGUGCACUGCCCACAUCGAGUGAACUGCCCACGUCGAGUGCAGUGCCCACGUCGAGUGCACUGCCCACGUCGACUGGACUGCCCACAUCGAGUGCACUGCCCACGUCCAGUGCCCUACCCACGUCUAGUGCACUGCCCACGUCUAGUGCACUGCCCACGUCGAGUGCACUGCCCACGUCCAGUGCCCUACCCACGUCUAGUGCACUGCCCACGUCGAGGACACUGCCCACGUCGAGUGCACUGCCUACGUCGAGUGCACUACCCACGUCGAGUGAACUGCCCACGUCGAGUGCACUGCCCACGUCGAGUGCACUGCCCACGUCGAGUGAACUGCCCACGUCGAGUGAACUGCCCACGUCAAGUGAACUGCCCACGUCGAGUGAACUGCCCACGUCAAGUGCACUGCCCACGUCGAGUGCACUGCCCACGUCGACUGAACUGCCCACGUCGAGUGCACUGCCCACAUCGAGUGAACUGCCCACGUCGAGUGAACUGCCCACGUCGAGUGAACUGCCCACGUCGAGUGCACUGCCCACAUCAAGUGAACUGCCCACUUCGAGUGCACUGCCCACGUCGAGUGCACUGCCCACGUCGACCGAACUGCCCACGUCGAGUGCACUGCCCACGUCGAGUGAACUGCCCACGUCGAGUGAACUGCCCACGUCGAGUGAACUGCCCACGUCGAGUGAACUGCCCACGUCGAGUGCACUGCCCACGUCGAGUGCACUGCCCACGUCGAGUGCACUGCCCACAUCGAGUGCACUGCCCACGUCGAGUGAACUGCCCACGUCGAGUGAACUGCCCACGUCGAGUGCACUGCCCACGUCGAGUGCACUGCCCACAUCGAGUGAACUGCCCACGUCGAGUGCACUACCCACGUCGAGUGCAUUGCCCACGUCGAGUGCAUGGCCCACGUCCAGUGCACUUCCCACGUCCAGUGCACUGCCCGCGUUGAGUGCAGAAUCACAUGCCGCAACAUCUCCUACAGUCCAGGAGUCUCCAUCCGGAGCCCUAUCCCGAGCCGCUUCGACCCCCUUGGCACCAGUGACUGCUGGAGUUAGUACACCGGCGCACACACAAUUGGACUCUGCUGUGAGUACCAUGCCCACUGCCGGAACCGCAGGAGUUCCAAACAUUUCUCAAACUGAUGCAGAUUCGGACAUGCCUUGGACAACUGGAAUUUCUAAGAGGCCUGCCUAUAAGGCAGCUCAAAGUGGCACAGGCAUAUUUGGCAUAUUCAACAUCCUCGCAAGUAAAAGAACCAAGAAAUUGGAACUUCUGGCCCUUGCAGGUCGUAUGCGCAGAUACAAAGCUGAUGUGAAACGCAUGAAGGAGAAUCAGUUGUUUCGCCACGAUGAACGUCGAUUCUAUCUCAACCCGUGUGCCAACAAGGAUAGUGACCCCUACAGCCGUCCAUGUGUGGAUCGGGUGAAAAAUCCUGGAGAGACAUUUGGUCUCACCCUUACCCUGUACAUCGUCUGGCCUUGA
Sycon ciliatum is the source of this 2501-nucleotide messenger RNA. RefSeq lists its product as uncharacterized. NCBI's taxonomy places the organism in Eukaryota, Metazoa, Porifera, Calcarea, Leucosolenida, Sycettidae. The record is from RefSeq and is a predicted model, not a curated record. The coding region runs from base 57 to 2501 and encodes 814 amino acids. The transcript has 6 exons.